CCCGCUCCCCGCCCAGGCCAGGCGUGUGUGUGUCGUGUGUGUUUGGGGCCCGCGCGAGUUGCGCGCCCUCCGCCUUGGCUCUCGCUGCCCCGAGGUCCGGCUGCCGCCCUGCGCCCCGAGACCCGCCGUGCGUCGCGGGCCAACAUGGGCCAGGAAGAGGAGCUGCUGAGGAUUGCCAAAAAACUGGAGAAGAUGGUGACCAGGAAGAACACGGAAGGAGCUCUCCACCUUCUGAAGAAGCUGAACAGCUGUCAGAUGUCCAUCCAGCUGCUACAGACAACCAGGAUUGGCGUUGCCGUUAAUGGGGUUCGAAAGCACUGCUCAGACAAGGAGGUGGUGUCCUUGGCCAAAGUCCUCAUCAAAAACUGGAAGAGGCUGCUGGAAUCCCCCAGAACCCCCAAAGGAGAAAAAGGAGAAGAAAGAGAAAAAGUGAAAAAGAAGAAGGAAAAAGGGUUUGACUGCUCUGAUUGGAAGCCAGAAGCAGGCCUUUCCCCACCAAGGAAGAAACGAGGGGAAGAGCCCAAAAGCAGGUAUGCUUUUCUGGCUGGAGAGAAGGGGCUGGUACUUGUUACAUUCACUGCCAGCAGCUGCUCUGUCUGUUAUUCCACUGGAGCCUCUCAGACUGGGGAGGUGGGUGUCACUGUCUUCUGCAGCGCUCCCACUUGGGGGUCUUUGGCUCCAGCUGACAUUCUCACAAGACCCAUGUACUGUACACCGAACAUAUCAGACUUCUUUCUUGUCAGUAUUCCCUAAACAAUACUGUAUAAAUAAACUGUACGUGGCUCUAGUAGGAGUUCCAGCAGGGUGACCCCAGACAUUGCCUUAGAGAGCCACCAGAGACCCCAUAGGCAUCCAGGGCUGUUCUCUGGUCCACCCAGGUCACAGCCCAGGUACAGGGAAACAAGACCACAAUUGGCAGGAAAAUGCUGAUUUAGAAACUCCAUGUCCCAAAUAUUGACAGCCUCUAGACACAGCUUCCAGGUCCAGCAAGGGAAAUUCCCACUGACGACAUCCAGUCCUCUCAAGGCAGCCCGCAAGGUGUGGUAGUCCACUGACAAUCUGUAGUUCAUUCAUGGCCUUUCCUGUCUAGACACUCCUUACCAAUCUGGUCACUUGUGCUAGAAGCAAUGUUGCCUGGUAACUCAGCCCACAUUCCACUUUUGCCAGGCCUGCAGGGCCAGUGGGACUAGGAACUUACUUGUCCAUUGAGAAGGAAGAGUGGUUAAGUGUUUACUCAGCAUUUCCAUUUGACUACUAGGAAGCUGAAGGUCAGGGGAGCAGGGACUUUUCCAGGAUCACACAGCUAUUUUAAGUGAUCAAGUAGGAUUCAAAUCUUUAUCUGUCCAGCCUCCAUCCACUUCGGAGAGGGCAGAACAUUUUGUUUCAACUCCAUGGUUUUUUCCCUUGGCCUGCCCUAGCCAAACUGUGAGUCUUGGAUAGAGCUCAAAUGCCAUAUCCAUCACAGAUUAAAGCCUUCAUUGAUGUAGAAGUAGAAUUUGGGAGGUUGAAGCAGGAAUUAGAGGCCAGC
Castor canadensis (American beaver) is the source of this 1528-nucleotide messenger RNA. The record is from RefSeq and is a predicted model, not a curated record. NCBI's taxonomy places the organism in Eukaryota, Metazoa, Chordata, Mammalia, Rodentia, Castoridae.